AUGGAGCCCACCAUGGAGCUGGCAGAUGAUCCCAGGUUCCCACGCCCGUUGGUGGAGAUGCUGAUCAGGAACUUCAGCGUGCCAGCAGCCUGCUUCUCCCUGCCGCCCACCUCCCGGCAGCAGCUGCAGCAGCUGGACAUGGCCCAACUUGCCAUCCUGGGCCUCGCCACCAUCAUGACACUGCUGUCGGUCGCAAUCUUCAUGGAAGAGGCUUUCUACCUCACCCACAAGAUCCGCUGCCCCAUCAAGAUGAAGACCCUCCGCUGGAGCAGCUCAGCCCCCACAGUUGUGUCUGUGGUCAGCUGCUUUGGGCUGUGGAUCCCACGCUCCAUGAUGGUGGUGGAGAUGGCUACCACGGCGUACUUUGCUGUCUGCUUCUACCUCCUGAUGCUGGUCAUGGUGGAGGGCUUUGGGGGGAAGGAGGCGGUGCUCAGCACCCUGAAGGAUGUGCCCAUGGUGGUCAGCACUGGGCCCUGCUGCUGCUGCUGCCCCUGCCUGCCCCGAAUGACCAUGAGCAAGAGGAAGCUUCAACUGAUGAUGCUGGGGACUUUCCAGUAUGCCUUCUUCAGGGCAGUUGCUGUCUUCCUGGGGCUGGUCCUGGCUGCCGAUGGGAACUACAACCCUGCUGAUAUUUCGGCAGAGAGCGUGGCCCUCUGGAUCAACACUGUGGUCGGCGCCUCCACCCUCUUUGGGCUGUGGGCUCUGGGCAUCCUCUUCCGGCAAGCUCGGCUGCACCUGACUGAGCAGAAUAUCAAGGCCAAGUUCCUCUGUUUCCAGAUACUCCUCGUCCUGACGGCACUGCAGCCAGCCAUCUUCAGCAUCCUGGCCAACAACGGCAGCAUCGCCUGCUCGCCGCCCUUCUCCUCCAAGGCCAGGUCACAGCAGAUGAACAUGCAGCUGCUGAUCCCACAAACCUUUAUCUUGGCUGUGGUGACACGGAUGUACUACCGCAAGCAGGAUGACAAGCCGGGCUACCAGCCUGUCAGCUUCCCACCCGAGGGCACCAAUGUCAAGGCGUGA
Messenger RNA from Chaetura pelagica (chimney swift), 1020 nucleotides. It is a transcript of the gene SLC51A, whose product is annotated as solute carrier family 51, alpha subunit. The transcript is spliced from 9 exons. Gene Ontology annotation, biological process: bile acid and bile salt transport. NCBI's taxonomy places the organism in Eukaryota, Metazoa, Chordata, Aves, Apodiformes, Apodidae. Gene Ontology annotation, molecular function: transporter activity. The coding region runs from base 1 to 1020 and encodes 339 amino acids. The record is from RefSeq and is a predicted model, not a curated record. Gene Ontology annotation, cellular component: endoplasmic reticulum membrane; plasma membrane.